Molecule: messenger RNA, 1291 nt
Organism: Peromyscus maniculatus bairdii (prairie deer mouse)
Lineage: Eukaryota; Metazoa; Chordata; Mammalia; Rodentia; Cricetidae
Source: RefSeq, a predicted model, not a curated record
GCCGCGCCGCGCCGCCCUCCCGGGAGCAGCCGGCCGUGCCCAGCCCAUCCCCCUCCGAACGGACGCAGAACUUCGGGGACCCGGGGCUUCCUUCCCUCCGAAAAGAAUGUAGCUGGUAACUACAUUUCCCCUUUCCACGAUAUUCCUCUGAAGGUGGACCUUAAAAAGGAAAAUGUCAUUCCCAGAAAGAAAGCACGAAAUGAUGAAUAUAAGUCAGAGCACACUGCAGCUGGCGAGGAGAAGGGCGAGGUAGCAGGAGCCCCUGAUCAUCAAGUGCAAAUGGUGACUGAGACUGUGGCUUGCAGCCUCCAGUUUCAAACCUGUUCCUCAUCUGCUGCUCUUUUGGCCCAUUUCAGAUCUGUGCAAGUGGCUUUGAAUUUGUUUAAUAUGGUUGUGGAAAUACCUCGGUGGACAAAUGCCAAAAUGGAGAUUUCCACCGAGGAGCCACUGAAUCCCAUUAAACAAGAUGAAAAGAAUGGAAAGUUGCGCUAUAUACCAAAUAUCUUCCCACACAAGGGCUAUAUAUGGAAUUACGGAGCCUUCCCUCAGACCUGGGAAGAUCCUCAUCAAAAAGAUAAGAACACAAACUGCUGUGGAGAUAACGAUCCCAUUGAUGUUUGUGAAAUAGGCUCAAAGGUUCUUUCCUGUGGAGAUGUGAUCCAUGUAAAGAUCCUUGGGGUUUUGGCACUUAUCGAUGAGGGUGCCACAGAUUGGAAAAUAAUUGCUAUCAAUGUGAAUGAUCCCGAGGCUGAAAAAUUUCAUGAUAUUGAUGAUGUUAAGAAGUUCAAACCAGGUUACCUGGAAGCCACUCUUAAUUGGUUGAGACUUUAUAAGGUACCAGACGGAAAACCAGAAAACAAGUUUGCUUUUAAUGGAGAAUUCAAAAACAAGGCUUUCGCUCUUGAAGUUGUUAACUCCGCACAUGAAUGUUGGAAAGCAAUGCUCAUGAAGAAACGUGACCGUGGAACUAUCAACUGCACAAAUGUGCACAUCCGUGAUAGCCCUUUCCAUUGCACUCCAGAGGAAGCAAGAUCAUUAGUUGAAUCGAUCCCAACACCUUCAAUGAGUAAAAUAAGCAAUAUCGAAGAAGAUAGGUGGUACUUCCUCGACUGACGGGGUCACUGGAGGUACUGCAGUGAGACUUCACCCUCUGAGGAUCCCUGAGGCUCCUUCUCCCUUUAGUGCUCUUGAGAAGCAAGCUGAUACCCAGCCCAUUUGAUGACUUCCUGUCAAAACAUCAUUGUUCUAAAACUUUUUAAAUAAACUUGUAAAUAAACACUGACAUUUUGAA